CACACAUGAGACAGCCAGUCUGCCUAGUAUGCUUUUGUACUUAAGAUCAUGUGGAUGCAACAUGCGGCAUCCGUUCUGGCACCUCUUGCAGCCAGUGAGGGCCCGCCGUGGCCGCCCGCAUCACCGCUCCGUCAGCCUGUAGCAGCACAGGGGAGGCGGGGCAGGCGGAGACAUUUAGUUUGACAUUGUAAAUAAGCAGAGAGCAGUUGUCAGAGAGCAGCCUGUGGAACCUUCCUCGCUCGUCCGGCAGCGAGAGAGGCAGACGCUGCCCGGGGACGAACGAUGCCGAGGCAAAUCACCACGACGACGGCCUCGCACGCGCUCCGCCGAGAGGUCUCCACAACUUUGUGCGCUGUUUUUCCGCUGUUCUCUCUUCCUCUUUUCUUUUCCCUGACCCCUAUCCUGCAGCUCAAGGGGACUGGAGGAAGUGAAGGAGCUCGAGAGUUUUUCUGUCAGCCUCUGUGCCUCUUCUCGCUGCUGCUGCUGCUGCUGCUGCUCUCAAGGAGACUUGAGCGGGGCUAUCUGUUUCCCUGUGCUCCGACAGGGCAGGCUGUUCACCAUGAAGGGCACAGAGCAGCGUAGAAGAUGUCUGCAGAUGCUUUUGGAGCAGGCGGGAGCGAUGCCCAGCAAACCCUGCAGUCCUUCUGGCCUCGUGUCAUGGAGGAGAUCAGGAACCUGACUGUGGAUUUUCGCGUGCAGGAGUUACCUCUAGCUCGAAUCAAGAAAAUCAUGAAGCUGGAUGAGGACGUGAAAAUGAUUAGUGCAGAAGCUCCGGUCCUGUUUGCCAAGGCGGCUCAGAUCUUCAUCACAGAGCUCACCCUGAGAGCCUGGAUCCAUACGGAGGACAACAAGAGACGCACUCUACAGAGGAACGACAUUGCUAUGGCAAUAACGAAGUUUGACCAGUUUGACUUCCUGAUUGACAUUGUGCCGCGGGACGACUUGAAGCCACCUAAACGACAGGAGGAGAUGCGUCAGUCGGUGGCUCCGGCCGAGCCCGUGCAGUACUACUUUACCUUGGCCCAGCAGCCGGGCGCUGUUCAGGUGCAGGGAACACAACAAGGACAGCAACCCGCUGCACAAACAGCCACCACCAUCCAGCCAGGACAGAUCAUCAUUGCACAGCCACAGCAAGGACAGAUGCUGCAAGGCGCAGCCAUGCAGCAGUUACAGCAGGUGCAGGUGCAGUCGCAGGGCACGCCCAUCACGAGUGCCCCAGUGAUGCAGGUGGGUGAGGGCCAACAGGUACAGAUUGUCCAGGCUGCAGCAGCCCAGGGCCAAGCUCAGACAGCUCAAGCCCAAGGCCAGACCAUGCAGGUCAUGCAGCAGAUCAUCACCAACACAGGGGAGAUCCAGCAAAUCCCGGUGCAGCUAAACACCGGCCAGCUACAGUACAUCCGUCUAGCGCAGCCCGUCUCUGGAGCACAAGUGGUGCAAGGCCAGAUUCAGACUCUCACCAACACCCAGCAGAUCACACAGACAGAGGUACAACAAGGACAGCAGCAAUUCAACCAGUUCACUGAUGGACAGCAGUUGUAUCAGAUCCAGCAGGUGACCAUGCCGGCGGGACAGGAGCUGACCCAGCCCAUGUUCAUCCAGUCCACCAACCAGACGGCCGACGCACAGGUCGCGCAGGUCACCACCGACUGAGCCCAGCCAGGAACCCUGUCUCCACACACGCAAACACACCCAGACACACACCAGCCCACGGGACGCAGACAGACGCCACCACCUUGGACGACGCAAGCUUAGUAAUGUUGAUCUCAGCCCGGCUCAUUCGGAAGAUGGACACUCAUUGUUUGUAAUAAAUUUAGUACACUGACUCCAAAACCAAAGGGGACGCUGAUGGACAAUUUUACAAUCUCAUGUGCUUUUUUAUUUUUUGUUGUAUUUGUGCUUGGAUACAGUUUUGUACUUCCAUCCCACAUACACACACACACACACACACACACACACACACAUAUACAUACAUGUGUCCACUGCCACAGUCAGCAUGUCUUUUAAACAUUAAAACAUUAAAAGUGAAACGUGUGUGAGCUCUGCCGUUGGCGCCGUCUUCUCUGCUCCCUGGGAAAGUCUCCGCUCUGUCUACUUGACCUGCUAUUGGCUUAUGUGUGGUUGUAAGAAGUCAUGAGAUCUUUCACCUCAUGCUUUUCCUUGAUACAAAUCCGAAUCAUACUGUUUUCAUUGUACGUCAUAUGUAUAGUUGGAUGAAUGAAGCCAUAAACCUCAGAUGUUUUACAGUGACUUUAUUUAAGAGGUUGUAGGGUUCAGUUAUAAUUACAUGUGCUUUCUUUUUUGUGUUGUUUUUCAACAUUAAUGAUGAAGCAUGGAAUUAUGUUGUAAGGGCUUCACACUUUAUAGGUUAAUUGUGUGUGUUGUGUGUGUGUGUGUGUGUAUGUGUGUGCGCAAACGCUUGAGUCAAGCUCGCACACCACUUGUUUCAUCCACUUUCUUUCUACACCCUCUUGUCUUUUAGUGCCGUUUUACUUUUAAGUCUCUUUCUGCCAGCAUGACAUGCAAUAGAUAGGUACAAUUUUAUUUUUGAUGUUGUUUUGUAAGCAAACUUUGUUUGUGACAAAAAAUAAAAACCUUAGUUCUU
Betta splendens (Siamese fighting fish) is the source of this 2602-nucleotide messenger RNA. RefSeq names its product nuclear transcription factor Y, gamma (gene nfyc). Gene Ontology annotation, cellular component: CCAAT-binding factor complex; nucleus. Bases 586 to 1650 code for a protein of 354 amino acids. Gene Ontology annotation, biological process: regulation of DNA-templated transcription. Gene Ontology annotation, molecular function: protein heterodimerization activity; DNA-binding transcription activator activity, RNA polymerase II-specific; DNA binding. The record is from RefSeq and is a predicted model, not a curated record. Lineage: Eukaryota; Metazoa; Chordata; Actinopteri; Anabantiformes; Osphronemidae. The transcript has 12 exons.